This is a messenger RNA of Rubroshorea leprosula, 4668 nucleotides long. Lineage: Eukaryota; Viridiplantae; Streptophyta; Magnoliopsida; Malvales; Dipterocarpaceae. The record is from the annotation of a GenBank genome assembly.
CAAGGGCGGGAAAAUCCAAAGUAGAACAUAGGGUAUUUUUUGCGAUUCGGGUGGGAAAUAACACUCUCCUUAAUCCCUUCUGAAGUUGGGGAUUUGGGAAUCUGAGAAAUGGAGAGAAUUCACGUCACCGUACGAGCGCGGCCCCUAUCGCCGGAGGACGCCAAGUCCAGUCCGUGGAGAAUCAAUGGAAACUCCGUUGUCACCUCUAACCACUCUUUUGAAUUUGAUAGAGUAUUUGGAGAAGGGUGCAAGACUGCAGAGGUUUACCAAGCUCGUACUAAAGAAAUCGUUGCUGCUGCAGUUCGUGGGUUUAACGGAACUGUUUUUGCUUAUGGACAAACAAAUAGUGGAAAGACAUAUACAAUGCGAGGCUCAUCCAAUGAACCUGGUGUUAUUCCACUUGCUGUUCAUGAUUUGUUUGACAUUAUACAACAGGAUGUUGAGAGAGAGUUUCUUUUGCGGAUGUCCUAUAUGGAGAUCUACAAUGAGGAAAUAAAUGAUCUUUUAGUUCCUGAGCACCGAAAAUUGCAGAUUCAUGAAAGUCUAGAGCGGGGGAUAUAUGUUGCUGGUUUACGAGAAGAAAUUGUUGCCUCUCCACAGCAAGUCCUUGAUCUUAUGGAGUUUGGAGAAUCUCAUAGGCAUAUUGGAGAGACAAACAUGAAUCUGCACAGCAGUAGGUCCCAUACCAUAUUCCGCAUGAUAAUUGAGAGCCGGGAUAGAAAUGAAAAUGGAGACGGUGACAAUUGUGAUGCUGUUCGGGUAUCAGUUUUGAACUUAGUGGAUCUUGCUGGUUCCGAGCGUGCUGGUAAAACUGGUGCAGAAGGUCUUCGGCUUAAAGAGGGAUCCCACAUUAAUAAAAGUUUGAUGACCCUAGGAACCGUGAUAAAAAAAUUGAGUGAAGGUGCUGAAAGUCAAGGGGGUCAUGUUCCAUAUCGAGAUAGCAAACUUACUCGCAUUUUGCAACCUGCUCUGGGGGGAAAUUCCAACACAGCGAUAAUAUGCAAUAUAACACUUGCACAGAUUCAUGCAGAUGAGACAAAAAGCAGUCUUCAAUUUGCCAGCAGAGCAUUACGUGUUACAAACUGUGCUCAUGUGAAUGAGAUUUUGACUGAUGCGGCUUUAUUGAAGCGUCAAAAGAAAGAGAUUGAGGAACUUCGAGCCAAAUUGCAGGGUUCUCAUUCAGAGCACUUGGAAGAAGAGAUCCUUAAUUUGCGGAACACCUUAUUAAAGUCUGAAUUGGAAAGAGAGCGGAUAACAUUGGAGUUGGAGGAGGAAAAGAAAGCUCAAGUUGAGCGUGAGAGAGUGUUGCAAGAACAAGCAAAAAAAAUAAAGAAUUUAAGUUCCAUGGUCUUGUGCUCAAACAGGGAUGAGAGUCAAGGUAAUUUUAGAAAGGAGAAGAGGCGGGACACAUGGUGCCCAGGCAAGUUGGCAAGGGAGACUCUUAGAGAGGCCCACCCAAGUGUCCAUUCAAAGUACUCAGCCAUAAAGGCAACCAGAUCUGAGCAUGAUAUGGGACUGCUUCUUCCUUUUGAAGAGUUGGUGAAUGAAACUGAAGUUGCAGCUGACUCCUGCAAACAAGACAAAGAGUACAAGGAAGAUGUCUCCAAUGCUUGUAUCCUUCCUGAUCCAUGUGCCUUACUGCAUGUGACAAAUAGGAGAAAAGUGCCUUUAAGGAAGAAAGGCUCUUUUGUGGAGGAGAAUGAUAUAGUGGAAAUGCAAGCAGAAUAUGAGGAUUUGCUUUUAAAAUUUGAAACUCAGAAAACCAUGAGUGAUAUACAAAUUGAUUGCUUGACAAGAAAGCUAGCUGAGAAUGAUUUGUCUCAUGGUAUUAAAUGUGAUGAUUAUACUGCAUUUAAUUACAACAAAAUUGAUAGUUAUUUGGGCAAGGAUAUAAGUUUACAGGAAUCAGAAGCUAUUAUUGUGAUCAAGCAACUUCACGAGAAGAUUAAGAUAUUGGAAAUGGAGAAGUCUUCAAGCCAACAAAAUCUGAAUAGUAUUGUUAAACUUGCUGAAGAAAAUAAUACGAGUGCAAUGGAGAAGUUUGGAGAGCUCCGUGAAGAGCUUCUCAACGCACAGGAGGAGGCAAGGGUGGCUCAUGAACAACUUGCUUCAAAUGGAUUUUUCGAUUGGGAAAUUGACUCCAUGAUUGAGCUCUUGAAGGAAGUCCAAGAUAUAAUAUCUGAAGCUCAAAACUCAAAAAAUGGAGUUGAGAGUGUCUCAUCACUUCUGGAUGAGGUUUUCCUGUGUUUUCAGGCCUUAACUAAUGCAUUUCCUGAUUUCAAGCUUAUGAUGUCUGAGAUCUCCAUGAAACAAAAGUCAAUCAUUAGUAACCACGAAAAGCUAUAUUGUUAUAUGAAGCAAAGGGUUGCUGAACUUGAAAAUGAGAAGCUUCUUUUGCAUAAUCAAUAUGCUGAUAUGGAGGAGGAGAUACAGGAACUAAGAGAAGGUGCUAAGAAUCAUGAAUCAUACUUGGUGGAACUUUCUGGACAACAUGACCUGGAAAAAACCAGCCUUCUUUCUCAUAUUCAAACUCUUGAAAGGGAGAUAUUAUGUCUGUCAUCCUGUUCCUUGGCAAAAGAAAAGGAAAGUUUGAGAAAAGAGCUUGAGAAAACAAAAGCAAAGUUGAAAGACACUGAAUCCAAGCUCAAGAGUGCCAUGCAGGAGAAGACAAAACUUGAGGGUGAAAAAGCAUUUGCUGAGAGAGAGGUAAAACGCUUGCAAGGCCAGAAGAUUCUUCUUGAGCGUGAUAUCUGCAAACGUGAUUCAAUUGCUGGUAGAAGGCGUGAUUCAGUGUUUGAUACAAAGAAGGCAAAAGCUUUUGAUCAGACAAUCCAGGAUGAAUAUAGGAAGUUGGAAGUUCUUGCUUUUGAAAUGGAAACCAAAAUUGCCUCUCUUGAAGAGGAAUUAGCAGCUGCAUGUAGUGAAAAGGAAGAGGCUAUAUCUAGAAAUGAAAAUUUGGUGGCAGAAUUGGAAUUGAUGUCUGAAAAGUUUAACAUAUCAAGCUCGGAAUUGAGUAUUUUGCAAGAUCAAGUCGCUAAUCUUAAACUUAAAUUGGAGGGAUCUAUUUCCAAUCAUCAGGAAAUGGAAGGAACCAUUAAGAGAUUGCUUGAAGAAAAGGAAGAAUUGGCAAUGCAACUUACUAAUGCACUUUUAGAAAUGGAGGAGGAAAGGGCAAUAUCAUAUGCUCGAGAGAAGGCUUCUAUUAAAUCUAUGGAAGAGAAAGCAGCCUCAUACAAUGCAGAGAUUGCGUCUUUAUCUGCCAAAAUGUCAGAGGUGAGGAAGGAAUUGGAGUCUUACAGAAAAGAAUGUGACGUUCUCAGGGAAAGAUUAACAUUUUUGGAGGAAGAUUCAAAACUGGAGAAGAAAUGCAGUAUGGAGAAGUCUUUAGAGAUAGACAGGCUGAAAAAUGAACUGAAAAUGGGCGCAGAAAGCAAAGAGAUGCAGGAAAUGUUAAAGUCAAAUUCAGAGAAGCUCUCUUUGGAGCUUCACCAUGCUCAAGAGAAAGUGGAUUCCCUUCAGCAGGAGCUGAGUUUUAUCAAAAGAGAACGAGAUGAUUUAUUAGUCAGGAUUAGAGAGAUGGAUACAGGAUCCAUCUUUUCAGAUGAAGUCCAGGAUAUUAAGAAUCAACUUCUUGUUAUGUCAAGAGAAAGGGAUAAAUUGAUGUCUCAAAUUGAAGAAUGGGAGAGUCGUGCAUCUUCAGUAGAAAAAGAAUGGAAUGAGGCAUCGUUGAAGAGAAAAGUUCAAGUAGAGGAAUUGACGGGGAGAUUAUCGAGCAUGGAAGCCAAGAUGCACAUUGAUGAAGUCAGAAAUGGUAAAGAAAAGGCAAAGCUUAGGAUGAGGCUCCGAGGAACACAAGCACAGUUGGAUGCUUAUCGUUACAGAUACAAAGAAGCAGUAGAUGAGAUGGACAUUAUGCACAAGAAAUUCAAGGAAGCUUCAGCAAACCUGAAGGAUCAGUUAGCUUCCAAAGCUCUUGAGAACCUCGACCUUAGAAAGCAGCUUGCUACAACAAAAGGGCAGUAAUGGAUCACUGGAAUCAACACCCUUCUACAAGAUUGCAGAUACUUCUUUAUGGCUUCGGUAGUGAAUCUAAUGUUCAUAGUGUGGUUUCGUGGUGCCAUAGUUAACUUAAAACUCAAGCCAUCCAUUCAAGUAUACAUCAGUAUGCAUGCUCUGCAGCACUGAUGGAAUGGAGUUGUCUCCUUGUUUUUCAGUUGUGAAGAUAUCUAGGGUGAACUCUUAGGGCUAGGGCAUCAACCUCUAAGUCCAGCACAUCUAUCACUUUCUUUUUUAGGUUGCAGAUGGUUCUUUAGGGCUGAGGAUGAACAUAAUGUUCAUAGUGUGGUUAUGUGGUGCCAUAGUUAACUUAAAACUCAAGUCUUCUCUUCAAAUACAUAUCACUAGGUGAACUCUGUAGCAUAAAGGGAACAGAAGAGUAUCCUUAUUUUUGAGUUGUGCAGGUACCUAGAGUGACCACUUCCUCUUAGGGCUGGGCAGCAACCUCUAUGUCCAGCAAAUUGACCACUCUUGUGAUCAUUGGUUUUGUUUUAUACUCCUUUUGUUGUAAGUUGUUCAGUUCACCAUACUAAUCGUGUAGUUACGAGAUCAUUCACAGGGUAUGACAUGUCUAUCUAAAUGUUGUGACAUUUAUAAAUUCAUUAUCAAGAA